Messenger RNA from Dentiscutata heterogama, 926 nucleotides. NCBI's taxonomy places the organism in Eukaryota, Fungi, Glomeromycota, Glomeromycetes, Diversisporales, Gigasporaceae. The record is from the annotation of a GenBank genome assembly.
UGGAAAUGGCUUUUAAUUGGGGAUAUUGGUUGAAUUAUAAUAUGUAUGGAGAUUCAUCAACGUUUUUACUUUGCCUGGUUGCUGUGUUCAACGCCGGAAGAAAUUCUAUUUCAUUCUUUAUGUUGCUGAUUGUUUGCAUGGGAUACGGUGUUGUCAAACCAUCUCUUGGUAGUACAAUGAUUAAAUGUCGUAUAUUAACUUUGGCGCAUUUUGUCUUUGGUGUUAUCUAUGCUGCUGGUACAUUGCUUAUAGAUCCUGAAACUGCAAGUCCUCUAGUGUUUCUAGUUAUUUUCCCUCUAGCUUUGACAAUGACUACAUUUUAUGUCUGGACUCUUCAAUCAAUCACUAAUACACUUCAAACUCUUGAAAUUCGACGACAAACUGUCAAAGCUUUAAUGUAUAAACGACUAUAUAGACUUUUAGUUUUUUCAGUAACAGUUCUCGCUAUCUUCUUUGUAAUUAAUAUGUUCAAUUACGUACAUCGAGAAAAUCCUGACUGGAUACCAAAUAACUGGCAAAAGACAUGGUUUUUAUUGGAUGGAUGGUUGAAUGUUUUAUAUUUGAUUGUGUUCUGUGUAAUUCUUUUUAUUUGGAGACCAACUGAAAACAACAAGAGAUAUCCUUUUUAUUCUAUUUUUAAAUUUCGUGAGGAAUUGAUGCAAGAUGACAUUUUCGAUGCGGAAAGAAAUAUUAGUCGCCUAUCGGAAAGUCCUGUUUAUGAGCAGGAAAAGUACGGAAUUUCUGGUGGUGAUCGCAGUGAAACCGAACGAUUACACGAUGAUGAUGGAUCUGUAGUGUUUGAUAUAGGUGAUGAAAAUGAUGAAAAAUCAACUUUAAGAGAAAGUGGAGAAAUUAGUAAUGCAAGUCGUGAGAUGUUUAAUGAAGAUGAGACUAGUAAUUAUCAGGAUGCUACAGGAACAGAUUAA